Messenger RNA from Patiria miniata (bat star), 2430 nucleotides. Its product is annotated as 50 kDa hatching enzyme-like. Gene Ontology annotation, molecular function: metalloendopeptidase activity; zinc ion binding. Lineage: Eukaryota; Metazoa; Echinodermata; Asteroidea; Valvatida; Asterinidae. Gene Ontology annotation, cellular component: extracellular matrix. The record is from RefSeq and is a predicted model, not a curated record. The transcript is spliced from 10 exons. Gene Ontology annotation, biological process: extracellular matrix organization; collagen catabolic process; proteolysis. The coding region runs from base 142 to 1656 and encodes 504 amino acids.
GACGUGCUCAAAGCAGUUAAGUUUACAAUCCAAAAGUAGUCCAAAACGGGCUACCAAAAAAAAAACCCGGAAGGCAACAAUUAUUAAAACAUCCUGCAUACCAGGUAUUGAGGCAGUUGAUUUAGCAUUUUAGUUGUUACAAUGUCACGUUUGCGACGUUUACCAGUGAUCCUGCUGCUAUUUUGUGUCUGGGUUGCAGCCGUCAAGACUCAAGCCGACGACAGCGCCGUUGAGUUAGACCAGCAAAUGACUGACCUUCAGAAUUAUCUGGAAAGGAACGGUUACCUGAAUGUAAAUGGAACGGAUACGGACGGGAAUCUAACCCAGGCUAUUAUAGACCUGCAGACAAUGACGGGACUCGAACCAACCGGUCAAGUUGACGAUUUUCUCCUAGAUACGCUUCAUUCCCCGCGAUGCGGCAUGGCUGAUCUCGUACCGGAGGAGUACAGAGUACACAGUGUCAAGCACAGCAAGAACCAACUGACCUACUGGAUUGAACAAUUCCCGCCCUCUAUGGACCAGGAAUUGGUCAGGACAAUCAUACGAGAUGCUUUCCAGGUCUGGGCUGACGUCACGCCACUGUCGUUCUCGGAAGUCUUCGGUUCCCAGGCCGACAUUCGGAUCAUCUUCGGGGCACGGGAGCACGGGGACGGGGCGCCGUUUGACGGCCCGGGUGGGGUCCUGGCCCACGCCUAUCUACCCCUCCGUAGCGACGCCCAUUUCGACGCGGAGGAAAGAUGGACGGCGGGAACGUUUCAAGGGACGAACUUGUUCCAGGUCGCUGCCCACGAGUUCGGCCACAGCCUUGGUCUGUUCCAUUCAGAGGACCUAACGGCACUCAUGUAUCCCUACUACAGCGGGUACCAGACUGAAUUCCGACUGAGUGAGGACGACAAGGAAGGGAUCCGGAGUCUCUAUGGGAGAGAAGUCACGGUACCAGACGAUGACGACACAGAUGAUGAGAACGAUGAUAUCGUCACAACACCAGCGGAGGUGUCUACCCAACUACCGCCCACUACAGCAGGGACGCCUGGCCCGCCUUCGCCUCCCCCGCCCGCGGCAUGCCUGAGAAAUGGAACUUUCGACGCCGUGGUGAACACCAUAGACGGUCACAAAUACGGAUUUAUUGGUGCGUACGUCUGGUGCCUGGACGUCUUUCCGCGGACGUAUACGCUGAUAAACGAGGCGUGGGAGAACCUGCCUAACUAUGUGCACGCGGCGGUGACGCGGGGCAACAUUACAUACAUUCUCAAGGAUUGUUACGUGUGGAGUUACGAGAACCGGGCCUACCUUGGACGGAGGCGCAUCCGCGAGCAGUGGCCUGGGCUGCCUUGCAACGUCCAGGCCGGCUAUACGUCAGGCAGCGACGGCUUCACGUACUUCUUCAAAGGUAUUUUCGUCUACCGUUUUAGAGGGAGCGCCCUCAACAGCCGCCGCAGAAUCUGGACAUGGAACUGGCAAGGUCUGCCCGAUCGCAACCUCCGCGUCACCGCCGUCUGCCCCAACUUGAACAACGCUGGCGACGCGGUCAGCGUGUACAUGUUCACGGGCAACGUGUACUACCUUUUCGACGACUCCCUGAAACACUUUGUUUAUCCUCGCCAGUACCCGCGUGCGGUCAACAGGUUUAUUCUUGACGACUGUCCCAGUUCUUAGAUUAAUCAAUUAAUUAAUUAAGCUUUUCAUGAUGAAAAAAAGAGGACAUUAAAGAUGACCAAGUUUUGUGAUAAACUAAGUUUUGUAUCACAUAUCACCGUUCACAAAAUGCGUGCGAAUUUUGACCAGAAACCACAUGAAUGUGUUCGUUAAUUUAAAACUACUUUUUGUAGACUUUUUGCGUGUAAAUUUUUCAAAUCACUUUUUUUGUAAAAUGUGUAAAUACGUUAAAGAUGGGUGUGCGAAUAUGUUUAUACUAGCUCUCUGCUCAAAUACUCUUUGAUGUGGAUAUCAAGUUUGAAUUGUGUUUUCUUUUACUUGCCUUAUUUUAUUGUCACUUAGGUACACAUUGUAUAAUAGCCUGAAGUGUUAUUGGUUACAUUAAGUCGCAUUUUGUUCCUCUUUCGCGAGUUGUCCUUGUUCUUGGCAUAUUACCGGACGCAUGCGCACAGUGCCGGUGUCAUAUGAAAUUUUGACUCCUGUGUAAUCUGGUCCUUUUUUUUACCUUAUAUGGACUCCAACCCUCACACUUGACCUGUCACUCUCUAUUGACCUUCACUUAGACAUGCGCAAUCAACCAAUGAGUUCGAAUUUCUUAAAGUCUAAAUUUCACACCAUACCGCAACGGUGCUUUCGGCACAACGCCGGCAACGGCUAGCUCGGUGAAGUUCGUUGAAAAGACUGUUGUAAUUUUUUAUUAUUUAUAAUGUAUGUGUAAUUUAUGCGAAAUACUAGUGUUACUUAUGAUAAUAAAAGAAGGUUACUUUCAAUGCA